Molecule: messenger RNA, 5032 nt
Organism: Cucurbitaria berberidis CBS 394.84
Lineage: Eukaryota; Fungi; Ascomycota; Dothideomycetes; Pleosporales; Cucurbitariaceae
Exons: 3
Coding region: 106-4578 (1490 amino acids)
Cellular component (GO): HDA1 complex
Source: RefSeq, a predicted model, not a curated record
GCCAGCACUCCGCCAAACAACCAACAAAGGGCCUUCGAGACUCACCCCACCGACCAUGGCCAUGGCCUUAGACUCUACGACUAUUCCUAGCGGUCUUGCCGCGUAAUGGCUAGCCAGAAAAGAAAGCGCAACUCGACACGACGACAAUCGAACAAGCGACCCAAGUACACCACGUCAAGCGAUAGCGAUCAUACCAGAGACAACAGUAGUCCAUGGUGGGAGGCAGAAGAUAUCUUAGAAGAGCGAAUACGUGGAGGGAAGCGACAGUACUUGAUCAAAUGGAAAGGCACUGAUCCCGCCACCGGGCAAGACUAUUCACCAAGUUGGGAGCCGGAGGAGUACGCCAACGAACUACUUGUCGUAUCUUGGGAGCAAGAAAAAGCCCGCUGCAGGGAAAUACACAGUGUAGGAGGAACUCCUAAACCUAGUAGAGGAAACGAGCGUUCGACAAACCAGCAGGCGCGUCAACAUCCUCGGCGCAACCGCAUACCGCGCUCGUCUACCCUAGUCUCCGUACCAUCGAAACCAACACGCGACAGCGCUUCUCCAACUGCAGAUAGUACCGUCACGACACCAAUUGGCACCUUUGCGUCUUGGCAACGUGUAUCGCCGCGCAUACAUAUCGCGCCGCGGGGCAGCAGCUUCGACCCCGACCAGUUCGAGCCACACUCCCAGAUAACUACACAACAAAGUGCUUCUACACAAUCGGGUACCCAAGAGACCGAUCUCGACAGCUCGCAACUCUUCGCCGCAGGACAACCCUUCUCCACUGGCAUCGUACCCGACUCUGAGAGCUCAGCAAGUGAGGCGAGCUUCAUACCUGCCACACAACAGACGGGAGAUACUAACCCACAGAGCACGGAUACGAACGAAUCACACGCGGAGGAGGAACUUUCGGACGACUCGGGUGUUUUUGAAAUCAUUCAAGAAGGUGCAUCACGCGACGUGUCACCCGCGAGCUCAAUUCCUGAGACCAUACCUGACACUGUGACGGAUUCACAGAGCCAGCACCGGAGAACCGAUAUAGAAGAUCAGCGUGUGAUUCUGGAUACAUUUGAGAUUGUCGAGAGCUCGUCACAGGCUGCGCAGGUUGUGGCUGAGGACGAAGGACAGAGCAUUGACCAGGAACACGGACAGCAAAUCAUUGCGGAGUCGCAGAGCGAACAACAACAGAACGAGCCUACGCUGCAGCACCACGAUACGUUACCAAGGACCGUUGCGGGUGCCUCGCAGCCUGCUUUAGAAACCACUUUUCCGGUUGAUGUGAAUUCCACAACUCAACGAGAACGAGACCGAUCUAUUAAUCAAGCGCGAGACGCAAUAAUUGGAAGUGCUGCUAUUCCCGACGACGCGGAAGAGGGAGUCCGAGCUGUACCAGAAAACAACCCUUGUCAAUCAGGGUAUCCGGAAGAAAAUCAAAACAUCAAUACCACUUUGGAGCAGUCAUUUGCCGGUGAGGCUCACGAGAUAUCUCGAACUCGAUCCUCCCAGCGGAUCGGUCUUCGUGGCAGCCAGGCCAGUCUAGCUGAACAGUCCGUACUAGAGGAGAACGCCCAGUUCCCAUUUCACUCUCAACACUCUCUACAUCGCUUUCAAACUGCUCCGCAAGUCCCUAAUCAAUCUCUCAAUCAAGAAGACAGUUUUAGCCCGCAAGACAUUACAGACGUAAAAUUAGGUGGCCACGCAGAGCGAUCAGCGCGGCUAGAAGAAGUACAAGUUCAAGCGAGUGCUGACAGCUUCACGAUCCCGGAACCCUCUCACGACGCUCCUAUACAGUCAGAACCACCAGGGCCAGGUUCAUCUUCGCCCCUUCGGGAGCAAGGCGGCGAUCCUAUAAACGAGAGUUUAGAUCUAGGAUACACUCACCGCUUGUUACAACUUGUUACGGAAGGCACCAACAGACGACGCGAUUUCGAGCUCCACUCACAGGCACGUCUCUCACCUCCCCAGUGCACGGACCUCCGCGAACAAAACGCCCAAGUCUUACCUGUUGAAACAGACUUCAGCACGCAAGAGGAUACUACCGAAAGCAUACGGUCAACCAUUGAGGAGGAUUACGUUGCCCAUCGCGCCAGCUCUGAGUCACGACACGACUCAUCCCAGGAAACACCAGAGAAGCCAUUAAGACCAGAACAGUAUAGUUCAUCUCCCAUACAAGCGCCACCGAGCCAUUUGCCAGACACUCUCAACUCCAAACCACCCACCAGACCGACUACACCAGUCCCUAUCUCUUCACUAUCAAAUAUGGCGGGCCACAGCACCGGAGAAGAGGUUGCACGACAACUCAAGGAGCUAAUUGCGCAAGCGCAAGCAGAGAACCCAUUCACCCCUAGUAGACGUCGCAUCACAUCAUCUUUUACGCCUUCUACAGCUCCGACCCCGGAAAUUCCAACAUCUAUACCCACCUCAGCAAGAAGAUUGUUCAAGGCAAAUGCUUCGCCUUCUACACUAGCCGCAGAAGGAACAAGAUCACCUUCGACUGUACCAGAUCGCUCACCUGCUCCACAAGCAUCGACUUCGCUACGGGCUGUCGCUUUUGUACCAAGCAUUAGCAUCCCAGCGACGGAGUCCCACGAUGGGGAGUUGACUUCUCAUGCCGGGGCGACACACGACCCUGCUGAUACCGGAAGUAUGGUCACAACAGAAGAACAGGCAACGCUAUCUCAGAAACCCAGCCCGACUGAUCCUGAUGAUGAAGAGCUAAGCGACCUUGAUGAUGACACUGAGAGUCUUUUUACCGACGAAUUGAACCUCGAACGCGAAGAGUACAUUGUACCGCUAUUUAUAGAGGGACGACAGAGGGACGAUUAUUCUGGGCGCCUCGUGCACAAGAGGGAGCUUCUGGAGCAAUUUCUGGAGGAUCCCCGCGGCUUCAACCAACUCGACAAGGUGGAAGAAGUCGUCUCGUAUUUGAGAGCUCUUGAAACCCACAUCGACUUAGUCUUUCUUGAAGCCGAAUCAGCUCCGUCAGCAACACAAGUUGAAUCCUCGACCCAGUUCGGGAUGGAAAACUCUUCCAAAUUCAGGUUUCUUCACUCGUUGUUUCACCACUUGCGCGAUUGCAAUAAGCACGUUGUGUUGGUUACCGAGAAAGAUGAUGAUGCGCUAUUCAACAUCCUUGAGACGUUCUGCAAAGCCAAGUUUGUCAACUACAACAUGCCUAUAAGGGGUCGCCGAGCGGUCCCAGCGCAGAUUGAAGGCAGCUUGACUAUCACUAUUAUCCCAGGUGAUGCCUCGCCCGUCAUACGGGCGCCGGAUCUUAUCAUAUGCCUCGAUGGUUUCCAGGAAGCAUCUCAGAUCCGGCAGAAGAACUGGGCCCGGUCUUCUGGCCAGGACGUUGUACCCAUUCUCCACUUGGUGAUACCCCGAACUGUGGGUCAUAUUGAGCGCUAUAUCUCGCCAGCCUUGGAUCACCGGGAGCGAUUGCAUACAAUCUUAGCCAGCCUAGCCCAGAUACGUGGACUACUUGGGAAGCCUAUCAGUGAAGACACCCCCCGGGCACCAGUCGCCGCCAAGAGGAUUGUGAAAUGGCUUACUGCCGCAAUUGACGAUGAAGGAUUGAGUUGGCCCCUGCCUUCUAUUGGUAGCGUGAAGACUAUCAUCGAGUAUCAGACGCAGCUCUCGCAGCCGUCGACUACACCUCCGAUACCUGAUCGUCCGAAGCGGCCCCUGGACGCUGAGGAUCUUGACCCAUCAAAGCGCAUGCGCUUCACGCCACAACCACAACCACAACCACAAGCCGCUACGAGCUCAAGCAUUACCGACGAGCCUGAAGUUACUCGCAUCAGCGAUUCUAUGCCUGGUACAGCAACAGAUGAAACGAGUUUUCGAAGACAGCUCGUUAGAUCAGAGGAGGCUUACAAAGCAGAACAACAGCGUUUCCACGACCACGAGGAAAUGUGGGACAAACAACAAACUGUGCACGAGAACGUCACGCGGGCUUACCGGCUCCUUCUCGGGCAGCACAAGACUGCAGAAGAGAAGCUCGAGACUAUGACAAAGAACAACGAGACGCUUCGUGAACGCCUUGCCAAUAGAACGAGUGAGAUGCGACAACUAAGCGAACAGCUUGAAGAACAGCGCGCCACGCAUCUGCUCUCCAAGGACGGACAAAUUGCCGAGAUAACUCGUCUACGAAAGGAGCUCGCAACCGCGCAGGAAGACAAACAACGCGCGCUCAAGGCUACUCAGAGCGCCGAAUCAACGCUCGAAUAUACAAAGGAGCAAUACCGUCUCGCCCAAGACGCGGCCUCGACGUCCCAGGUCACGGUUGACGAACUCACUACUUCCAAUGCUACAUUGCAACACCAAGCCUCUGGUCAAGUCGCGAAGCUCAAAGCGCUGCACCUAGAUCGACAGUAUGAAAAUCAGGAUAAACAGCUCAGAAGCGUACGCGCUGAGAAUGCGAUACUGAGGAAAUCGCUUGCGCAGAAGGAUGAAGAGUUGCAGAGGGCGAGGAAUAACCCGGGGCGUGCUGGAGUGGGGACGAGGGCGCAUAGUAUUACGCCCCAGCCGAGAGUGAGGAGUAGAGCGGCGAGUCCGAUGGGAGGGCGGUUGAGUAGUCUGAGGAAUUCGUAGGUGGAUGGGUCGAACUUGGAGAGAAUCAUGUGUCUGAUGAAUGAGAUGAGAUGUGAAUCAUGUUCUUUGCUUUGGUUUUACCGGAUUGGAUGGCAAUACUUAGGUAGACCUUUGCACGCCCUGGCGUAUUGCGGUGUUUGUUCUCUUAAUCUAAUAUUCUGUUCUAUUCUAUGGAGCACUCUGGAUGUUUGCACACUUCAUACUAUAAUUGCAAUGUUAUGUUAUUCUCUAUUUUUUCUUCUCGGUGUCAAUUCAUCCAUCUGCAAAUAGAAUCCUCCCAAAUCCAUUUUCAAAUUACACUAGUAAACCACCUGCUUCGAUCCUUUAUUCUGCAAAGAGUUUGCGACGCUUAGGCCGUCAACAUCGUCAGCAGCCAAAUCCUUAGUACCAAUCUGAUGACGCGCACGCCAUGGUUCCCCAAGUUUCGCGUCGUGCUGCCCGUUGUCCACUAGCG